AUGACGGGCACAGAUACUAGAAGACUGUCCCUAAGAGGUACUGACAGAGCAGCCAUGAGAUCCACAGAAACUUCAAAACCACCAAUGAGGGGCAGAGGUACUGUCAGAUCGUCCAUCGGAGACACAGAUACUGAGACAGCGGUCAUGGAAGCUACAGAUACUGACAGAGCGGCCAUGAGAGAUACAGAUACUGACAGAGCGGCCAUGGAAGAUACAGAUACUGACAGAGCAGCCAUGAGAGAUACAGAUACUGACAGAGCGGCCAUGGAAGAUACAGAUACUGACAGAGCGGUGAUGAUAGAUACAGAUACUGACAGAGCGGCCAUGGAAGAUACAGAUACUGACAAACCGGUGAAGAGAGAUACAGAUACUGACAGAGUGGCCAUGGAAGAGACAGAUACUUACAGAGCAUCCAUGCAAGACACAGAUACUGACACAACAGCCAUGAGAGAUACAGAUACUGAUAGUGCGGUCAUGAGAGAUAAAGAUACUGACAGAGCGGCCUUGAGAGACACCGAUACUGACAAAGCGGCCGUGGGAGAUACAGAUACUGACAGAGCGGCCAUGACAGAUACAGAUACUGACAGAGCGGCCAUGGAAGACACAGAUACUGACAGAACGGCCAUGACAGAGACAGAUACUGACAGAGCGGCCAUGAGAGACACAGAUACUGACAGAGCGACCAUGAUAGAGACAGAGACUGACAGAGCGGCCAUGGAAGAUACAGAUACUGACAGAAUGGCCAUGAGAGACACAGAUACUGACAGAGUGGCCAUGGAAGACACAGAUACUGACAGAAUGGUCAUGAAAGAUUCAGAUACUGACAGAGUGGCCAUGAGAGGAACAGAAACUGACACAGCGGCCAUGGAAGACACAGAUACUGAGACAGUGGCGUAGGAAAUACAGAUACUGACAUAGUGGCCAUGAGAGAUACAGAUAAUGACAUAGCGGCCAUGAGAGGUACAGAUACUGACAGAGCAGCCAUGAUAGAGACAGAGACUGACAGAGCGGCCAUGGAAGAUACUGACAGAGCGGCCAUGGAAGAUACUGACAGAGUGGCCAUGAGAGAAACAGAUACUGACACAGCGGCCAUGGAAGACACAGAUACUGACACAGCGGCGUGGGAAAUACGGAUGCUGACAUAGCGGCCAUGAGAGACACAGAUACUGACAUAGCGGCCAUGAGAGACACAGAUACUGACAGAGCAGCCAUGAGAGACACAGAAACUGACAGAGGGGCCAUGGAGGACAGAGAUACUUACAGAGUGGCCAUGGAAGACACAGAUACUGACAGAGCGACCAUGAGAGGUACAGAUACUGACAGAGCGGCCAUGAAAGGUACAGAUACCCUCAGAGCUUCCAUGAGAGGCAGAAAUACUGUCAGAGCAGCCCUGAGAGGCAGGAAUACCUACAGACCAACCAUGAGGGGCAGAUAUACAGACAGUGAGAACAUGAUGUGCAGACAUAGUCACAGAGCUAUGAAAGGCAGAAAUAAUGACAGAACGACCAUGAGGGUCAGACAUACUGACAGAGCAGCCAUGAAAGGCAGACAUACUGUCAGAGCAGCCACAAGGAGCAGACGUACUGACAGACAAGCCGUGAGGGCCACAGAUACUGGCAGUUCAACCAUAAGAGGCACAGAUUCCAUGAGAGUCAGAAAUACUGUCAGAGCGGUCUUGAGAGGCAGAAGCACCUUCAUAGGCGACAUGAUUUGCAGACAUAGUUACAGAACAACCAUGAGGGGCACAGAUACUAGAAGACUGCCCCUGAGGAGCAGAGGUACUGACGGAGCAGCCGGCACAGAAACUUCAAGAUCACAAAUGACAGGCAGAGGUACUGUCAGAUCGUCCAUCAGAGACACAGAUACUGACAGACCAGCUAUGAGAGGCACUGAUAAUCAGAGACUAUCCAUGAGAGACACACAUACUGGCACAGCAGCCAUGAGAGUUCGAUAUACUGGCAGACGAGCCAUGAGGGGCACCGAUACUGGCACACUUCUCGGGUUUUGUUCUUGCCUAUAAAGCCACCUAAGAUGGCUGCAACACUGGAACCUUGGCAAAACUACGCCAGCCAAGAGGGCCUGACAUGGCAAGAAAACCUCUAAGCUAAAAGUACUGGGAUCUGCCAAGUUUUGUAGCCCCACUUACAAAGCCACCCUACCUUCUCUGCCAUUCCAGAGAAUCGGUAGCUGCUGUGACUCCUCGGUCUUCCUCUGGGCUAGGGAUUCAACUGGAGUCAUAUCCAGCUGCCGUCCAAAUACCCAGAGGGGUUCCAGGAUCACAGAGCUCCCACGGGCCUACGAUCCUGCCACACAGAGAAAGUGGAUCCUUGGACAUGGGGCUCUGGGUCCCAUUAAGGUUGAGUUGCUCCAGGGUGGGCCUCAUUAGACAGCAGAUAACCCAACGAUCUUUGAAAUGCCCAAAGGGAACGAGGGCUGGAGACGAACCCAGCAUGGAGAUGGACUGUCUGGAAAGGCCUAACUGUGGCAUUGGUAAAUCAUACGCUAAAACGCAGUAUAUAUAUGAACACUGUAGAGAUUGGUUUACUCUUUUUUUAUAAUUUUCUUUUUUAUUCGCCUUUCUGUGUGAUGGUGCCCAGUGGUUAAACAAUCUAAACUAUUUUCAUGCAGCCUGUUAUCUAAUAAUCUAAUUUUGUUCAGAUGAAUAGCACCGUAACUCUACAUACAUACCACUAAAAUCUCUCAGGUUACCCGGACGUGGCUAGCUUAAAAGUUUGUACUUAGUGAGUAUACCUAGCAUAUCAUUCAAACAUAUCUGUAUAACGCACUGGACUAGCCUGAUGUGUAGAGGUCGCUAGCAUGAUAUAAGCGCUAUACUUAAUAUGUGCUUACUAAUAUCUUGUGUGGUAUGUAACCUUGCUUUACAUGUUUGUCUUCUAUAAAAAAAGUGCAGUUGGAUGCUUUUUUACUUGUUCCACUAGUUAUGUCUUUCUCACAGCCCUGCAAGGGUUGAACACUUCUAAUGUCUCUGUGUAGGCGGAUUUUGUUAAAUUGAUAUAGUUGGUGUGCAAUGUUUUCAUGCACAUCAAAAAUAAAAAUGUACACAAAAAAAAGGAAAGUUUUAAAUAUGCCCCUUUGAAAAUCAUGGUACGUCUUCUUUAAAAAAGUAUAUACUUCUUGUAGUUAUUUGGAGUUCAAAACCACAAUUAACCCCUUAGGGACAUUGUGCGUGCUAUGUCUUCCUGAAAAAUGUGGGGCUUUAACACUGCAGAUAUACAUACAACGAAAUGCACAAAUUUGGUUGUAUUUAUCCGUAUAUCAUUGUAUGUACCUGUGUAUAAUGUAUUUUAACUUGUGUAUAUUUGUACAUAUACACUACUUGUGUGUGUGUAUAUGUGCAUCUGUGUGUGUGUCUGUGAAUAUGUGUAUGUUGUAUAUAGGCCUUCAUGCAUAUUCUCGAACUCUUGGAUGUGAAUUCAUGCAUUAUUAAUUAAGUAAUUAUUUUUUCACUCUCCCCUUGUAGCACCAUCUUCUGCACUGUUUGCUUGUUUUUUUCCCUCUCUCUCCCCCCUCACUCUGUGAUCUUCACAUGAUAUUUACAACCCUGUAAGAAUGGUGUAUAUGUUCUAUCAAACCUGUGGCUUAUCUGCACUCAUGUCGCCUACCUGAAAACCCAGGCAGAAAGUCCAGAGAAUUUAAUUUGCAAGCCCUAUAUUUAACCCUUUCCAAAGCACCAUAAAACCUGGCCAAGGGGGGUAGUGUUGAACUCAGGAGACUUUGCUGAACACAAAUAUGAGUGUUUUAAAACAGUAAAUGGUAUCAUGACAAUGAUAUCAUCAGGAAGGAGCACAUUGUGUGUGAAAAACGCCAAAAAACGAUUUUUCUUUCCUGGGCUCUGCAAAAGUAAGUUGCCGAGUUACGGGUUAAAUAUAGGACUUUCCAUUUUUCAAUUUUUACACAUUGAAAUUUUCCAGAUUGGUUUGCUGUUCUUGUUAAAGGGAUUCUCCAGUGCCAGGAAAACAUAUCCCACCCCCCAUCCCAAGUUGCUGAAGGGGUUAAUACCCCUUCAGUGACUUACCGGAGUCCAGCGCCGGGUCAGCCAGUGGGUCACUGGGACAGGCUCCGCCUAUGCUCCUCCCCCGCCGACAUCAGCUGGCGGGUGAGACCUAAUUCCUAUGGGGAUUUCGGCGACGCUGGAGGUCCUCACAUAAUGUGAGGAUGUCCAGCGUAGUUUUAAAGCCCUUUUUAGUGUUCUUUGAACACGGAAGUCUCCUCUAGUAGCUGUCUAGUAGAGGAGGACUUAACCCUGCAAGGAAAAAAAAUGCAGUUUAUGAAAACUGCAAUAAUUACACUUGCAGGGUUAAGGGUAGUGGGAGUUGGAACCCAGACCACUCCAAUGGGCAGAAGUGGUCUGGGUGCCUGGAGUGUCCCUUUAAUGCAACUCAUCAGCAUGGUUACUGGCUUGCUAUUGAGGCUUGGGGUACAAACCUAGAAAGUUAUAAUGGGGAAAAAAGUGAUUGGAAACCCCUUCCACCUGAAGUCAAUGGAUAGUCAAUACAUUGUUAAUCACAGAUCUGCACACCAGGGAUGGAUGGAUGGAUGGAUGGAUAGAUAGAUAGAUAGAUAUCAAAAUACACGUAAUACGAGGUGUAACAUAGGUCAUACACACAACACACUGCAAGCAGCUACCCCACACACACGGUCCCAGACACAAACAUACAUAAUAAUAUGCUCACAGAGACAUACAUUCACACACAAGCAUACUCCCUGUCAGACACACACUCUCUGUCCCAUAAUCGGGUACACAAUGCCACACACAGAAAUACACACAGCCAGAUAAAGAUUGUGAAUGUAUAUUUGUAUUUUCAAUGUGUGUGUCACUGUGCAUCACAGUGCACUUUAUCUUUGGAUUUAUAUGGUUAUAUGUGAUUGGAGCUUUUUCACAACAUAUAGUGCUGCUUAUCGUAUAUUUAUUAUUGAAGGGUAACAAUUGUUUUAGCGCCAUACUAUUACUUGUGUGUUUUUUGCAAACUGUGCAUCACUGUGUUUGUGUGUGGAUGCAUGUAUGCGUAUCAAGGUGUGUAUGUGUUUGUGCAUUAGUGCGUGUAUGUGUGCACUUAUUAGUGUGUGUGUCUAUGGCUGCAAUGUGAGGGUUGUAUGGCUUGGGCAUUAGGAAAUAAUAGUUACCGCGGUGCUUACAGCACUGCUCGUUCUUGGCUGUUCAAAAAAUGAUUUUAUCUUACGACAGUGUUGCUCACAAUCAACGCGUUUCUAUCAUUGUGAUAAAGUGUCAUACGACACAAAGCACAUUGAUUGUGAGCCAGACUAUCGGAGUGAAGCCUUAAUGGAAUAGUUUAACUAUAACAGUUAUAUAGCUUUUUCAUUUAAUUAUUAAUAAAACAUUUUCUGUAAAGAUAUGAAUGAAAACAUAUUACAGUAACAAAAACACUGACACUAGUUCUAAAAAUUGGUAGAUGGUAGAAGGGUAAAUUACAAUCGAUGAUGCUAAUUGGCAGCAUAAUCAUCUAUAGUAAGAUUACCUUACUUGUAAAGAAAUUAUUUCUGGUGUGUUUGGCUUGAAAAUGUUUAGAAAAAUCUAAUAUUUCAGCUUUGAAAAUAAAAAUGAGUGGGGUUAGUUACUAACCAUAGAGAUGAAGAAAUAACUGACCAGAGAGUUUCCUAUUUCUGGAUAAAUUAGCAUUUUUGCCUUGCCACUUUUUAUAGCUGAAAUGAUAAUCUCCUUGAAUAAUGAAUACAUACUCCCAUUGUAAUACAUAUAUUAAACUUGAUUGAAAAAGAAUGCAUUAAAACUUCAUUGUAAAGUUAACAGUAGAUGAACUGAUUUUUAAAGUAGUUUGUGGAUUAAACUGCUACGCAGAUUUUCCAUUAUAAUUUAAUGCAACAUAUGAUAUUAGAAAGAAAAAAAAAUGGAAAACAAUUAUCACCUUUUGAUAGGUAAUAAGCCCUGGGGAGUUAUGUGCAUGUGACUGGGGGAGAUUGUGGCAGUAAUUACAGACAGACACAAUGUAACACAGAACUUCCAACAUGCCACGUCUACAGCCCCCUUGUAAGCAGGGGGUGGGAGGGGAGAUUAAAAACACUUUUUAUUAAAAUAAAUAUAGACAUGCACUUAAUUCUUAAAGGCCUGAAUGGGGCAGUUUUUAUACCAGCUGAGAUCCCUAAUACAUUGUGUGUUAGCUUUGUCUUCAUUCCAAUCUACACCCUAUCAUACAUACUAACUCCUCGUGGAUUUGGAUAGAAUGAAUACAAGUGGCAUUACGUACUGCUAUGGACUGUAACUCCCAUCAUGCUUUUACUUAUUUAGCAUGAUGGUAAUGGUGAUCCACAAUAGGUGCAGGGUUAAGGUUCGCCCAUUUUAGGGUCUGGGCUCAGACAAAAUUAAGGAUCUGUGCCCCGAGGAAUGAAGAUCUAGAAGAAAAAAAGCAAUAGGAUAGACUGGCUAAGGUUAGUGGCCUUUGCAGGAGUGCCAGGUAAGGGCAUUAGUUAGGGGGAGCAGCACUCACCGAGCCCCGGUAUUUCUCCAGGGAGACCAGUUUGCCCCUUAUAUUGACCAGUUUGAAGGUGUAAAAGUCCCUGUCCUUCUGUAGGGACGGGGGCAAUAAGGAGAGCAAGAGCAUCAGCACCGCUGGGAACAUGGUACAGUACGAACUACUCCUGGGGCUGCAGCAAAGCACAGGACCACUGCUGCAAAAGAGCCUUCCCCACUACUGGGAGGGGCAAUGGCAGUAACCCUUUAACUCCUUCUGCACACAGGCUGUAACAAAGUCCUUAAUAUAAUGAGAAACAGCUAUCUGUGCAUUUAACCUAAUAAGGACUGCGACUCCAAUCUCGCCCAGUCAGCAUUUUGGCUUAAUCCUUGCACUCAAAGAAAAUCACAGCUGGUAUUCCAUCCAGAUCCAGAUACCAAUCCAUAUACAACCAGCCAGCCUUAGGUAACUGCAAUCAGUAACAGGCAGACAAUGAGAGAGUUCUGCGCUGGCUAAGCAUAUUAUGAGUUGCAGUCCAGUCAGCGGUUGUCUUAUUGCUUCCACAUUCCAAACUGCAGUACUAGCUGGGUAUCAAACUGCCCUGCUCAUAUUCUGUGUAACACUUGCAGUAUACAAGAGAUCAUGCUGGGAUGGGCUAUGGCUGAAUUCUUUCAGAUCAGCUCUAUAUCAUUUUUCAAAUCAGUUUGUAAUUUACUGCAAUUCGGUUUAUUAUGAAUAAGCUGAAGCAGUUAUUUACUACCGUGUGAAUUGUAAACUCGUUCGAGCAGGGCUUCUCAACACUGUCUGUCCCUCUGCUUCCAACUCCUCCUGUUUCAAAUACAUGUACUGUAUGUUAGACCACCUACCUAUUGUAUUUCAAAUGUUAAGCCAAAAUCGCAGAAUUUUUAAAAUAAAUAUAUAUAUAUAAUUAAUAAUAAUAAUAAUAAAAAAAAAAACUCGAGCCUUCCAAUUUGGCUAUUUUGACCUACAAUUUUGAAUUCACCACAAUUCUAACUUCAGUUAAUAACCCAUACAAAGUAUGCAAAUCUCUGAUUUUUUUUAUACAGUGCCAACUUCUCUAGGCAGAACACAUAAACAGCUUACAGUAAACUGCAAGGCACACUGUGUCCACUUGAUGUCCUACUUUACCUAUGUAUGAUUGGUUUUGUACCCUUUAUAGUACUCCAAAGGUUUUUAAGGUGUUUGUUACCCCAAUCUACUGGGCAUUUUUCAAAAUAUUGUGUGUACAGCACAUGGUGUGCCAUAUGCUAGGGCAACUGAAUUAUGUCAUAAGGUUGCCAAAUCUGACAUGUUUUUUCUAAAUUCACUUAUUCUUAAUGGAGACUUAUCAAGUCACACAAUGGGGGAGAUAUAUCACAAAGUGUUCUAAAAGGGGCCUUUUGUUCUUACUUUCUAAUCUGUUUUUAUUUUAUAAAAAUAUUGUCUAAAAAAUGCUAAGUUUGCUUUGUAUAUAGUGUGCCAUUUAUUGCAAAAACAGCCAUUUUCUGAUUACACCACCAAAUGUAAAGUGGUGGAAAAAAGAAAAGUGCAACACAACAUAUGUCUGGCAGAAAUCAUGACGGAAAGAUUGUAAAUCCACAUACAAUGAAGCAUGGCAGUUUGGUAAAAUAACCACACAAAAAAAAGAGAAUAAUUGACAGAUUUGUUUUUAAUAGUGCUGAAAAAUAAACCCCCUAUUCCCUAAACAGGGCUGUCUUAAAUGCAUAAUAGGCCCCCAAGAAAAGCAGUGCAGGGGUCCUGCCUACACAACCAUCACAGGAAUAAAAACAGAAAUUAUCAAUAAAAUUAAGCUUAUAUUUAUUGCUUUUUCAGAAAUACAAUACGCAUACAAUACACACACACAGACUGCUGAAUACAUUCACAGACAGAUUGCUGAAUAUACACAGACUACUGAAUACACACAGACUGUUGAAUAAAUACACAGACUGCUAAAUACACACAGAAAGACAGCUACACACACACACACACACAGACUGCUGAAUACACACACAUACAUACAGACUGCACUGUGUGAGUAGGGAUUCAGUGUGUGUAGUGGUACUGUGUGUGUGUGUGUGUGUGUGUGUAGGGGUUCAGUGUGUGUGUUAGAUGUGCAAUGUGUGUGAUGGGUGCAUUAUACGUGUGAAGGGUGCAGUAUGUGUGUGCACGUGUAGUGGUGUAGUGUGUGAGAGGUACAAUGUGUGUGUGAGGGGUGCAGUGUUCGUUGCCAUGAUAACCCUCGGCAAUGCUCUGACCUGCCUACUCGUGGAGAGAAUACAAAGCCUCCGGGGUCCUUCCUCCCUUCUUCUGCAGCAGCGAACUGCCUGGAGGCCAUUGAGAGGAAUAUUUGAUCUCCCCACCGGCCCGAGAAGAAUGACAUCGAGGCCUGGUCUGCAUGGGCCGGCAGGGGAGAUGAACAGAUCCUGUCUGUCUCAUCUCAUGGGCAUCGCUUGGGGCCCCUAUGCUUGUGGGGCCCCAGUUAACUGUCCAGCAUGCUCAUGUAGAAAGAGGGCCCUUAUAUCAUCUUUUCACAAUAAGGAGUGCUGGAAAUCUUUUUUGUUUAUCCUUUGAUACUUAUCCAGGAAGGAGUAACCGGAGUCAUUGCAGCCUUAAAAGGAUCACAAUAGGGCCAGGAACACAAACAUGUAUUCCUGACCCUAUAGUGUUAAAACCACCAUCUAGCCCCUGGGCCCCUCAUGCCUCCAUAAAUAUAGAAAAAUCUUACUGUAUUCAAGCCAGAAGUUGUAACUCUGCAUGCUGUUUGCCUCAAAAAAAAAAACAAGCAGUCUGCUGACAUCAUCAGAAGUGGUAGCAUGAUCCAAUCACAAUGCUGAGACUGACAUAGAGGCAGAUCAGGGGCAGAGCCAGCAUGAUUCAAACACAGUCCUGGCCAAUCAGCAUCUCCUCAUAGAGAUGAAUUGAAUCAAUGAAUCUCUAUGAGGAAAGUUCAGUGUCUGCAUGCAGAGGGAGGAGACACUAAAUGUUUGGAUGCAUUUUAGGCAGCCAUGACCCAGGAAGGAUCUGUAACAGCCAUCUGAGGAGUGGCCAGUGAAGUUAUCACUAGGCUGUAAUGUAAACACUGCAUUUUCUCUGAAAAGACAGUGUUUACAGCAAAAAGCCUGAAGGUAAUGAUUCUACUCACCAGAACAAAUUCAAUAGGCUGUAGUUGUUCUGGUGACUUUAGUGUCCCUUUAAUUUAGAACAAGAACAAUGUAUCUUAUUUAAGCAGACUGAUUUCUAAACAAAUUUAUUGUAAUUUAAAGGAACACUAUAGUGUUAGAAAUACAAAACUGUAUUCCUUACACUAUACUGUCCUUCUACCCCAGUGCUCCAAAUAUAUUGUUAAAGGAACACUAUAAUGUGAGGAAUACAGUAAUGUUAAAAACACUAUUUAGUUCCCCCCCCUCACCCCCCCCCACUCCUUGCUACACCUUAAAAGAGUAAUAAACUCACCUUUAUUCCAGUAAUGCGCUGGUUCUGCCCCAGCCUUGCCUCCUUGGCUGAGAUCAUCAGAAUUGAUGAUCUUAUCAAAUGUAAUGCUCUCCUAAAGGAAAGUAUUCAGAGGCUAUUGCGCAUGCAGAGCACUGCGCCAAUCUGCAUCUCCUCAUAGAGAUGCAUUGAAUCACUGCAUGUCAACAGGUAAAGUUCAGUGCCUCCAUGCAGCACUUCAUGUUGUGCAGCACUGACCCAGAAAGCACCUCUAGUGGCUGUCUGAGUGACUGCCAUUGGAGAUGUCCCUAGGCAGCAAUGUAAACACUGCAUUUUCUAUGAAAGGUUAGUGUUUACAUUAAAAUGCCUGCAGGGACAUUCUAUACUCACCAGAACAACUACAUUAAGCUGUAGUUGUUCUGGUGACUAUAGUGUCCCUUUAAACUGUUAUUAGUACAGUAACUACUAUAUAUGUGCUGAAAUUGAUGUGACAGAAAUAGGGUUGCCAGAUCCUCUAUGUUUUCCUGGAUACAUCGAAUUAAAUGUAUUCAUUUUUAUGUGCAACAUACCACCCGACCAUCCUACAUUCAUAAGAACAGUCCUGAUUUUGCACAGAUAUACACUGUUAAUAGGCUGGCCCCACACAAACUUGGUCCCCCAUUCAUAUUUCCAUAAUGUAGGGAGAAAAAGAAUAGUGCUGUUUGUAGAAUUCAAAUUGGGAAAUCCAGUCAUGAAUUAUGUAUUCUGCAGGGCAGCACUUUUCAUGUGUUGCCCAUCAACAUGUAUAAGUGAUAUUUGUGAAGGCAAACAUGAUGGAUCUGGCUGCACGAGACAGAGAGGUGGAGAAAGAGCUAUAGAGCAGGGAUUCACAACCCAGUUCUCAAGUACCCCCAUCAGUCUAGGACUUAGGGAUUACCCUGUUGUGACUGAAGUGUAUUUUUUUUCUUUUUCUAAAGACACCUUACAUACAAAUGGGUAAUCUUUAAAACCAGGACUCUUAGGGGAUACUUAAGGACUGGGUUGGGAACCACUGCUAUAGAGGGUUCUCCUGCUCUAGCACGUAACUCAGUUAUUGCCGCCCAUAGCCAUGGUGCUAGUACAGCUCUUGAUUGAUAUGUAAUGUUCAAAAUUAAUUGUCUCCUCUAUUCUUUAACAGAGUGCUGUGUGUUCCAUGACAGGUACACUUUUAGCCAUUUUUCUAUGGAAAAGCCUGUUUGACUAUGGAGGUGUCUGCACCCAGAAUUAUGAGCUAGCCAGAGUGUCAUAGGGCUCCCAAUCAGUGCUGCUCAUAGACUAACUGUUGAUUUAUUUUUUGCCUGCGUAUUGCUUAUAUGAUCAUUCUUUGCGGAUAUUGAAAAUUUUAUAAACUGCAAUUGCAAUGACACAUUCCAGAAUGAACAGCUACAUUUAAUUGGUUAACAUGGUAACUGUGUCAAUAAUACAACUUCUAUCCAUCUUUGGUAAACUGGAGCAAAGUCUGAAUCCAUUUCUCAACAUAAUGGGGAGACUUCUUAAAGCAAUUCAGGUCAAUCGAGAGAGUUUCCUAUUUGAGGCAAAUUUGGAGAUUGGAUGACAAGCAGGUUAUUCACUAAGAGUAUAAGGAAUUCCAACUGAAUUUAACAUUUUAGCUCAAUACACAAAUUGGAAAAACAUCUGUAUCAAAUGUUCUUUUAGUUAUGAAACUUAGGCCUGAAAUUUGUUAUUAACUUUUAAUAAUUCACAUUUAAUAACAUUUUUAACUUUGGGAAUUUAGCAGCAAAUCUGCCAAACAACAGCUUCAAAAUUGUAACUUAGAAUUUGGAUUUUAGAGAAUAAUCCCCCUUUUUUUUUUUUUUUUACUAUGCUGCCUAUUGGAUUCCGUACCUGCCAAUUUUGGCAAGGUUAUUCAUUUGUAGCCCAACCAAUCAGAGCGCUUUGACAGGCAAGUCUCAUCUCUCAUUAGGUGGGAAAAUUCUUUGCAAUCUAACCAAUCAGAGCGAUUUCAAAGUGUGGGAAAGCCUUUAUAAAGGGUUCCCUUAGGUUGAAAGCUCAGUCUGUGGGUAGCCCUGAAAGGGCUCACAUGAGUUUUAAGGGGGGUGGUGGUUUUGCGUCGUGGUUUUUAUUUCUUCGUCGGGUUAUUUAUUUAUUUUAAUUUGGGAUUUUUAAAGUAGCACCAGAAUGAAGUACUUUUUAAGGGGCUGAAAAAAAAAAUUUAGUAGAAAGACUUCUGUAGGUAAGUAUUUAUUGUCCCCUUCAUUAUUGGGGUGAGGGGGUAGGUAGGGCAUAACUCUUAUUGGUAGUGGGGUUAUCUGGAAACUUGUGGAAACUUAGCCAUUGGGUAGGAGUAAGGUGCUAGUGGACAAAUAGCAUAUCCAUCCCCCUUAUCACCUCUAAUAACACCAGCAGGAGCCCAUGGGUAGGAGUUAAACAGUGGCCACCUUUUGACCAUGAGUGGGGUUUUAGGGGAGGCAGUGGCAUGCAGGAAUGGGGGCUGGGGGAGGUAGUGGCAUGCACCCCUCUUUGGCCCAUGAGUGGGGGCUAGGGGAGGCAGUGGCAUGCACCCCUCUUUGGCCCAUGAGUGGGGGCUAGGGGAGGCAGUGGCAUGCACCCCUCUUUGGCCCAUGAGUGGGGGCUAGGGGAGGCAGUGGCAUGCACACCCCUCUGAGUCCCCCCCCGACUUGCCCCCUGCUCCCCUCUGCCUGUCAGUGGCAGCCCUGGCCCCGCCCCCGCUCCCAUCGUGCAGUGCGCGGCGGACAUGGCGGCCGUGUGAACUGUGUGUUCGGGGCCUGCACAGCGGGAAGAGCCGGACAUGGCGGCCCCGCGCACGCUUCGCGCUUAGCGCCCACCGGGGGGCAGAGUUACCCGUCGCGGCCUAGCGAGCCCCGGUCUCUGGUAGGCACCCUGCCGCCCUGCGCUGCGUGAGCCCGGGCUUGUUGUGAGGAGAGCUCGAGGACCGGGAGGGGGCGGCCUGGAGGUGUGUCUGUGUUUACAGUGUGAGUUCUGUCCGGCUGCUGGGAUUACACGGGCAGCACUGUGGCUGAGCAUCAUGGGAGCUGGAGUCCAUAGCAGGUCAGCCCUCCCUGAGCUACAGGGACCUGCUGUGUCUCUGCUGGAGCUCUGUCAGCUUUGUUUGUUUGUGCAUGUGGGAGUGUCUGCAUCCUGGGGCAUCCCCCAUUUAUUAAAUCAUUAUAUUCAGAUUGUCCUAUCCCCAUUUAUUAAGUCAUUAUAUUCAGAUUGUCCCAUCCCCAUUUAUUAAAUCAUUAUAUUCAGAUUGUCCCAUCCCCAUUUAUUAAAUCAUUAUAUUCAGAUUGUCCCAUCCCAAUUUAUUAAAUCAUUAUAUUCAGAUUGUCCCAUCCCCAUUUAUUAAAUCAUUAUAUUCAGAUUGUCCUAUCCCCACUUAUUAAAUCAUUAUAUUCAGAUUGUCCUAUCCCCAUUUAUUAAAUCAUUAUAUUCAGAUUGCCCCAUCCCCACUUAUUAAAUCAUUAUAUUCAGAUUGUCCUAUCCCCAUUUAUUAACUCAUUAUAUUCAGAUUGUCUUAUCCCCAUUUAUUAAAUCAUUAUAUUCAGAUUGUCUUAUCCCUUAUUUAUUAAAUCAUUAUAUUCAGAUUGUCUUAUCCCUUAUUUAUUAAAUCAUUAUAUUCAGAUUGUCUUAUCCCUUAUUUAUUAAAUCAUUAUAUUCAGAUUGUCUUAUCCCUUAUUUAUUAAAUCAUUAUAUUCAGAUUGUCUUAUCCCUUAUUUAUUAAAUCAUUAUAUUCAGAUUGUCUUAUCCCUUAUUUAUUAAAUCAUUAUAUUCAGAUUGUCUUAUCCCUUAUUUAUUAAAUCAUUAUAUUCAGAUUGUCUUAUCCCUUAUUUAUUAAAUCAUUAUAUUCAGAUUGUCUUAUCCCUUAUUUAUUAAAUCAUUAUAUUCAGAUUGUCUUAUCCCUUAUUUAUUAAAUCAUUAUAUUCAGAUUGUCUUAUCCCUUAUUUAUUAAAUCAUUAUAUUCAGAUUGUCCUAUCCCUUAUUUAUUAAAUCAUUAUAUUCAGAUUGUCCUAUCCCUUAUUUAUUAAAUCAUUAUGUUCAGAUUGUCCUAUCCCUUAUUUAUUAAAUCAUUAUGUUCAGAUUGUCCUAUCCCUUAUUUAUUAAAUCAUUAUGUUCAGAUUGUCCUAUCCCUUAUUUAUUAAAUCAUUAUAUUCAGAUUGUCCUAUCCCUUAAUUAUUAAAUCAUUAUAUUCAGAUUGUCCUAUCCCUUAAUUAUUAAAUCAUUCUAUUCAGAUUGUCCUAUCCCUUAAUUAUUAAAUCAUUAUAUUCAGAUUGUCCUAUCCCUUAUUUAUUAAAUCAUUAUAUUCAGAUUGUCCUAUCCCUUAUUUAUUAAAUCAUUAUAUUCAGAUUGUCCUAUCCCUUAUUUAUUAAAUCAUUAUAUUCAGAUUGUGUUCACCUGAUAUCAUGGUUAAAGGGAUUUGUACACAACUUGUAGUGUUUUUACAGAUUGUUUAUUUAGAAUCUGUCCUCAUGACAUCCCUGUGUUUACACUUAGAAUUUAUCCACACAAUGUCACUGUAUUCUCAUAAUCUAAUUAUAUCAUGGUAAUCGGUUUAUAAGUAAAUGAUGCCCACUUCAUGCCACAGUUUUAUUGUUUAAAUUUCUCCAUGAUGUCACUGUCUAUUUUAUUUGGAAAUUGCCCACCUGAUAUCACUGAUUCUCAACAUAUGUUGUCCAUGUUGUUACUGUGUUUAUAUUUUGUUUAGAAUCUUGUCAGCCUGAUACCAUGUUUAUAUAAAUUCUGUCCACAUGAUGUCACUGCUGCUGUAUGUUAUCUGUGCCUCUGUGUUUACAUUCUGUCUGCAUCAUGCUGUAUCUCCUGUUAAUUCUACUUUUGACUUGUGGGCCUGAUAGAUAAUUAGGGUGACUGUUUAUUGAAAGUGGUUUGUGGUAGUGUGACCCAACUAACCAAAAAGCCUUAAUUGGGUUAGAUUUUAUGCUGGAAGAAAAUAAAUAAAAUGUAGAGGCUUGACUUUGUAAGGUGGUAAUUUCUAGUUAUAUCAGUAAAUGUAGAAAUGUGUGGACUAGUCUCUUAACAGACAUAACCGAUUUCAUAUAGUACAAUAACUGAAGACACAAAGUGGUGAACGGGGGGCGGGGCCUGCCAGCCGAGAUGGCCAGUCGCAUGUCCUAGGAGCUCUUGCAACAAAUGGCAAAUAUGAGCUGAAACCGAGCGACACUAUUAUGUUGGAGGCACAAAGUGACCGGGAACAGACACAGAGCAACAUGACAAACGAAACGGUACCUGUCCGGCACUGGUGCACUGAGGAAAAACCUCCAUCGGCCAUACGGCCUAAACCAGAGCAAAGCCUGAGGUCUGGGAGAGGCGGCCAAUCUCCCGACAUGGGACAAGCACACAAGCAAGUGUCUACUACAACCCUGCUACCCCCCCUCUGGACCGGUGGGGGACAUCCCGGUCCUCGCUGGGGGCGAUCACCCCCACACUACCGCCUAACCAAGCGACUAAACCUCCAGCCAAAUGAGACUAACUGAGCCCAGCCAAGAUGGCGGCUCAAAAGCAGCCUAUGACCCAGCGAACACCUAUUAAGCCGCCCAGGCACACACUGGAGUUUGUUGGCUGGCUAUGCACCUAUCUCUGGGUGAAGCUUAAAAACAGGAGACAGACCUACAAGCUAGCAGUGAGAGAAGCAAAGGCGUGGAUACACCUGGCUACCCGAUGCCACCUGCAGGAGUACCCACCUAGUAUCUCACGAGCAGCCUCCAGAUGGAAACGAAGCAGAGGAUCAACAUGGCAGGAAAAGGCGCCGGGGCCCUCUGACAGAAACGAUAAUGACCCAGAGCCUCAGAAUAGGACCAACUGGCACGAAUAACUCUGAACCAGCACAGCGUAAACCCUCGCGAUGCUCACAAAGCCUGCUACGACACUGACCAGUCCCAUGGGCCGCAUCCCUGGGACACGUGAGAACAGCUCCCGGCUGCACCACCGAUGGAAGAACCUGCUGGAAAUGCCCUGCGACAGCUCACUGGGAGGCUUGCACACCUUCUGCCACAUGGGGUCAUCGGCUGAGAAGGACCAUCUGACAGGACUCAUGGGACUUUGUGACUAUACCCAUCGAUGGGAAACAUAGGGAUUGCUGCCGGGGGAAGCCGUGGUCAGAUGGGCUGCCAAUGGGGACUAAGCAUUAAGGCAUGUCAGACUCACUGCUUGGCAUUUUUCAUUAGAAGGCACAUGUCUAGAUAAUUUAACGCUAAGACAUAACGAUUUUGAAUCUUUGUUUUCUUUAAUUUGCUUCAGGUUCAGAGAAGCCUCCCAUUUUACUGCUUUGUAAUAGCUUUAAACAUACAGGAGUAUCUCCUGAAAUGAGUAACUAAUGUCUCUACAUGUUCCUAGUCUGGUAGCCACUGGCACCCUAUCGGUCUUCCUCCCUAGCCCGUUUACCCAACACUAAAGGCCCCUAUGCACUAGUACAGAUUGUGUGCUGUUUUCUGCUGUUUAGCAAUAGCACUAUAUACGACAACAUGCUAGAAUGAAUGCUCACCCAAGCUGUUAGCACUGCAAGCCAGACUAGCAAUGUCUCUAUAUCUAGAAUGAAUCUUGUUGCAAGUUAUAUUGUUUAUUCGCCUGUAUAAUAACCGAUUGAACAAAGCCUGCUUAAAAUAUAGAAAAUGUGCCUGUUAAACAUUUGUCCCGCAUGUUAUGCAAGGAAAAGCCUGUGGACUGCUUUUGGGGCACCUCAGACCUAAUUGUAUCAUUCACUAUGCACUGCAAAAAUAAAAAAAUUAAAGGAAAAAAGUGGUGAACGAUGUAAGUGCCAAAAAAAAUUCAAACCCUCCUACGUUUAAGUGUCAAAUGAGCAAUGCUUUAUAAUGUGAAAAGUGGCUGCUAGUCCUCAAAGUAGUUCAAAAAAGCAUGUAAAGAGGUCACGCAAGUGCCAGAAAUGUGCAAAAGUUUUUUACGACUUCCCAACAUUUUUGCUUUUGGCACAUACUACGUUUAACACUUUUAGUCCUCAAUUUAAGAUGGCUUGGGCAGAAAACAACGCCCAAAGCAUGCAAUUUGGCUUUCAUUUGCAGACAUAUUUGUGUUGCAUUCUCUCCUAUGACUAAAGGGAUGUUCUAAGCAACAAAACUUCAGUAUGUCCCCUGCAUUCUCGCUGCUCUAUUUGAAGCCAUUUAGGAGUGAAAUUGUUUGUUUAUGCAGCCCUGGCUGUGACUCGGCCUCCAGGAAAAAAAUGGUUUCACUUUCAAUCAGAUCACUAGCAUCAUUUGCUUUAAAAGUUUAUAUACUGCUUUUUUUAUAUAUAACUUUACUCACACCUGCUCCUGCAAACUAUUGAGAGGACAUAAAAAAAUUCUAAACUAAAUAAAGUUCAAAUUAGAUCUAGCUACAGGAAAUGUGUAGGGAGACUGCACUUCACAGCCUGGAGAGGAGUUUCUGGGAUUGUAGAAAGUGAUUUGACUUCAAGUGGCGUUGUCACACCAUACAUUUUCCCAAUCUCUUGCAUAGCAAGACCACUUAAUGUUAUCUCACUAUUAUUAUCCUAACUCCACCCACAAUUUUUACACUACAUAGACAGUAAUAUACCAAAACGUGCAGAUUGUUCCCGAUCGGAUUGCUAUUACUUUGUGGAACGUUUCGCCGAAUGGUUCACGGCAUAGUCGUUCUUGUGGCGAAAUUGGUCCCAUAGGAAUGAAUGGCAAAAUGCUCAAAACUAGAGUGGGAGCUGUCAAAAGCUGAAAAAUCAAGACAUGAUUUCUAAACUGCCACCACUCCCUCAUUUUCAAGCCCACCUACACAAAUCUUAUAUCAAAACGUUCAGCUAUCCCUGCUGCUACUAAAAAUGUCCACGGCUAAGCCAUAGUCCUGAUAGUUUGCACGAUAUGACCAUUUGUUUGCAACUCAUGCCGUCCAUUGACAUUCAUUGAAACUCCACUCUAGCCAGCUUAAACUUGAAGGGCAAUUUCUAAACUGCGCCUUCAUUUUUUAAUACUUCAGAGACAUAAUAUGCAUCAAAAUGUAGGUCUGGGUCUUUUGAUUUUCACAAUAUAAAGCUCUUCACUGUAGGCUGUAUAGUUUUUAAAAUAAGACCAUUUGAAGAUGGCAACUGCCAAAAUACUGACCUGUGCCAGGCUGCAGCAGCAAGUGAUGUCAUAGACAGGGCCUUUUGUACACCUGCUAAUGUUUUUAUAAAUGUAUGUUUUAAUGUAACUCUGAAGCACGUUGGGCAACAACGUUGCAAUUAAAUGUGCUCUAUAAAUAAAGUUACUCAGCCCACUCCAGUUGUAGACUACUGGUGGAGGCAAGAACACUUCACACAAUUUCCCCAGAAAUUGUAGCUUUCUAGCUUUAAUUUGUUUUCAUUUUAAUCUUUCUAACUAAAAACUUACUACAAAGUAGGGACUACUUUGCCUUAUGUAUCAUUCCUGCGCCUGACUGUUAGACACAGGGUUGAGCUAGUGCCAAUCCAACUGGCUGCAGGGCAUUGGCUUGGUCUAUGGAGGAUCCUGCAGUCUUGCGGGAAUCUUCAUAGACUUCAAUGAUGUACUCUCGCACAUGCAGGAGUACAGCAGUGACAGUGGCUCCAGGAGCUGGAGGGCCCACAGGAGGAAGAUAGUGGCACCCUCAAGGAACAGGAGCAGGUAAGCUGAACUCUUUUUCCUGCCUCCUGUGGCCACCAGACACAAGCAGAGAUGUCACUGUCAUUUUUUACUUUAAUAUUGCUAUUUAUAUUGCGCCAACUUAUUCUGCAGUGCUUUACACUAUUAACAGGGGACAUUUAACAAUAAAUAAGACACUUACAAAAUGAUACCGGAACAAUAGGUAGAUGAUGACCCUGCUCAAAGGAGUUUACUGUCAGGGCUCUUUGCAAAUUCUGCAAAUCCCCAGAUGGUAACAGUGCCAGUUUAAUGGCAGAUAAUUGAGCAGUUAGACUACAGGGGCAUGUUCAUGUUCCUAAAGGCACACUAUAGGCACAAAAACAAAAUUGGCUUCAUGAAACUGUUUUGGUGUAUAGACAAUGGCCCUGCAGUCUCCCUGCCUGAUUAUCUGCCAUUUAACCGUUAAAUCACUUUUCUUAUACAACUCUAGUCACUCCUCCCUGCAUCUGACUUGCACAGCCUUCCUGAACGCUUCAUAUAACGAGAUCUAAUGUUAAAACUUCCUUGUAUUGAACAUUCUGUUAAAAUUUUAAUUCUCCUGCUGUUAAUAGCGUCUAGACCCUGCAGGAGCCUUCUGUGUUUAAAGUUCAAAGACAGAGCAGGAGAUACAAAAAUCUGAAUUUAAAAUGUGUUUUUGUUCACAGCCAGGGAGGUGUGGCUAGGGCUUCAUAAACAAACAAAAGCGAUUUCACUCUGAAAUGGCAGACUUGAUCAGCGAGACUGCAUGGAGCAUGAUCUAUUAAUCAAGACUUCCUUAUUUAGCUAAAGUUGUUUUGGUGCCUAUAGUAUCACUUAAAGCAGUGGUUUCCAAACCAGUCCUCAGGGCAUGCCUACCAGUCCUAGAUUUAGGGAUUACCCAGUUUUCUAAGAAACCUUAGACACAACUGGGUAAUCCCUAGAUCCUCUAAGAUGGCUGUCUUGGUGCAUAGUGUCCCUUUUAACCAUGGUGCCCAACUGCUUAUUAGGAUCUUACAAUAAUUCUCUUGUGGGCUUAUAAAUUGUCUAACUGCAUACUGUUUAGAAUAGAUCUACACAAGGGGAUAUUUACUAAACAUUAGGUUGCAGUGAAAUAUUAGAAUUAAAAAAAGCUGUGGCUAAGAGAAUAUUUCCAAGUAAGCUGUUUAUGUGCUGCAAUUAACAUCAAAACUACUAUAAUUAGAUGCCAACCGAAUUAACCAUAGGUGUUCACUAAAUCUAGAUUUCCUCCACUAUUUCUGCUUUAAUUUGAUAUUCCCAUGUGACUUUCUAAUCGUUCAUGGUUUGGUGAAUAAGGUAGUAUUCCCAAUCCAUGCUUCCUAUAAGGCAGAUAAAACAUCACUUUGCCCUAGACUAGCGUUGUUAUAGCAGUUUUGCAGAUACAUUUGUGCUGGUUUGGGUUAACAAGACUUUGAGCCUGUUGUGUACUGCUAUGCUCUAAAAAUCUUUAUUGAUGUUGGUCUUAAUUUUAUUCAGACGCAUAGGAGUGGGUGGGCUUUAUUGAAUCAGUGACGUAAAAGAGUGAAGGUUAUAGAUUUUUCAGGCAGCUAGUGAAACUUACAAAAAGCCCUAUAAAUGUCAUUAAACAGCCCUGCAACACCGCACAUUUUCAUGGCAAUGAGUACUUGUAUACUGUUACGCUCGCUUAAGAGUGAAAUUUUACAAAAAUAAGAGUCGACACACUGACUAAAGUUGUUUUUUUUUUUUGUUUUUUCUCAGCCAAUAAAAUGUAGUAAGUGACAGGCACAUUAUUUACAGAUGACCCACAACUUUAGUGUUGGGUUUGGUAAUUAGAAAAAAACUUAUUCUAAUUGAGUAGAUGUAAAGUUCCUGCAGAACUUAUACCAUGGUAUGUCCCCUUAUGUUACAACCAAUAUAUAACAAAACAGAGGAUACAGCCAUUAAUCUAUAAAAAACUUAAAAUAGUGUAAUACAGUAAUGUCAAAUUAAUGCACUAUGCAGAUUGAAAUGUACCCACAGGACUGAUGUUUAAAUAGCCUCUGGGUGCCUCCCCUUAACUGUACGGGGGCUUUCAAAUUUCUCUUGUGGCUCCUCCAAGGACACUCUCAGGGACUGAGUAGAUUUUAAGUUGUCAAUUUAUUUGACAAAUUAAUUAUAUGCUUUUAAUGUUUACUAAGGUCCUACAAUGGACCCCUUCAGGGACCAAAAAACAAAUGGCUCUCCACUGUAAUGAAUGAUGUCCAGGUGGGACAAAGUUGAUAUUAAAAUGGACUGAACUUCUUUUGAUAUCCAGAGCCUGUGGUGUGUAGGGUUUUGUGAUCAAAUUCUUGUAGGUGUUAUAUUAUUGCAGUUGAAAUUGACUUCUAUUCAAUCACUAGUGAGGUUGGUCGAUUACUACUUACUAGUAGUCUAUGUUGCAAAUUAUCCCAAAGAUAUCAUCUUGCUGGGGUUGAGGUUGGGAUGUUGGACAGAAAAUGUUUAUUGGAUUGUGCAAUGCUGGACAUUUUCCUAUAGAAAGUCAUUGUUUGAAUUGGAUCUAUGGAGACGUAGCAAAAACCACGUAAACUACCCUAGGCUAUUUCUACUCUAGAAAAAUGAAGUUCAUACUUUGUUCAGACAGAAUGUUCACCUGGCACCUGUUAAACUCUGAAAUAGUGAUUUAUUACAAUUCAUCACAAUUCUAUUGAUCCUUAAUCCUAUGUUGGUGAAUAGGUACACAAUUCUAGUUGGGGCCUAGCUUUAUACAUGGUCUGGGGCUUCCACAUGGCUAUAGAAACAAUCCCUUAAAGUUCCUGAGUACCUUUAACCCUUUCCACUUGGAUAAAAUUUCAGUGUUCAAAUUUGCCAAAUUUAUUUAUAGAAAUCACUCCGUGGGUGCUUUUUUUUAAAAAAAAAAUUUUGUCUCCUUUAUCCGAUAACGUUAUGUCCCUCUGGGUGAGCCGUACGAUCGUCAAACUUGUAUGCUAUUCAUAUGUCACCAGGUGGGACAGUUGAGGGGAAAGGCUUAAAUGGCAUGUUGGAGUUGUAUAAUGAAUGUAAAGUGAUUACAAUCAAUCUUGUACACGUUGGCACUCUGCAGUCUCGUUCGUUUUGUGAUCGGCCACUUUGCUGCGGAGUUGUGUAUGUCUGUCCCGUCCUGUACCGUGUUAAAGGAACUUUCCAGUAUUGGCCGUUCUACAGACUAGGUUUUUUUAUUUGAAGAAUGCAUGGCCUUUAGGCUUUUCAAGAUGCCUAUAGUUGAUGGAUGCAUUCUUUCUAACAGGUCCAUGCAGAUACAUAUGUUAAUUAAUUUUAAAGAGAUUAAGUUACUUUGGUAUCUUUAUUAUAAGCAGCUUCUUAAUUUCUAUGCUAUCUUCAAAGCAUCAUGUAAUGAUACGGUUAAUGAUUUUCUCAAAACAUCCGGAUAUAAUCAGUGUUAUGAAGUAUUCAUAUUUAAGCUACCUGACUUCACCUUGGGCAGCAGUGUCAAGCCAGCCUGGAGCGAGAGAUUUUGGCUGGCUUUUGACAAUUCUGUGCAAAUGUCUUUAACACCUGCCUGUAGUGGGUAUGACGCUUGGAGAAACUUUGCAUGUUUUGCAAACCAAAUCUGUCUCCAGCCCUGUCAGUGUAAGACAGCUUACACUUCCGCCUCACAUGUCGGCUCGCUCAACUGAGUGUCUCAGUGACAUGGAAGUGACUUGCAGGUGCUGCUCCUAGGAGUGGGAUCUUAAAAGUUCUAACAGAUUGUCAUUAACCUUUCAUUAUCAUAACCACUUCAUGAAGACUGUCCCUUUAAACUGAGAACUACGGUAGUCCCACGCCUCCCCCCUCUCCUGUAGAUAUGUUUGCCUUGUCCAUCUGAUACUGUAGUCCUUGGCACCAAAUGAGUUUUUUUUUUUUUUUUUUUUAUUGAACAAAAAUCCCAUGUCGACUAGUCUUUACUCGAUGACCAGCUUUAGUGUGCGUAGGUGGAUAAAGCAUAGGGAACAAACAUUGUUUAUUGAUUAGAUCACCCUUAGUGUAUCUUGAAUUUAAUAGAAUAACACUUUAAAAAAAAACUAUCUUAAUCUUAAAAGGGCAUUCCAUACACGUUGGAAUGCACUUUGUUUAACCCCUUAAGGACCAAACUUCUGGAAUAAAAGGGAAUCAUGACAUGUCACACAUGUCGUCAUAUGUCCUUAAGGGGUUAACUACAUGAUGUAUUGUUAGGAAGUGUCCUACUCCCUCCCCAAUUUUAAAUCUCAUAAACGCUCCUACCCCACCCCAAUGUUUUGGAGGAAACCCUGUCAGAUAUACCUACAAAGUAUUGUAUCCAAGAAGGCUAUACAGUAAUGGGUGACAUAGUGGCUUCUACAGAAAUGGCAGAUGAGAAACAAUGCUUAAUCAUGCUGGUCAACACAAUUUUGGAGAAUCAGAUCUGCUCACACCUUUGCUUUGUUCAGCUACAUAGAUUGAGCAUUCUAAACUGUAUUCCCAAACAUCUGCAUUGCCAGAUUAUACUUUAUUUAGAAAGCACAAACACAUUCUGCAGCACUUUACAUGGGUACAAGUAAAGACAUUGUAAAAAUAUUAAUUAUGAUGUUGCGACCUCUGGUUUGUGCCAUGAUCAUUUGUCACUGCAGAAGGGUCAAAACUAUAGAAUGGGUAGAGGCCUGUCAUUUAGCAUUUCCUUUUUUUAAUAGCUUAGUUUAAAAAAAUUGCCAUCACCAUAGUCCUGGUUUUGCAUUCUAUGCCUCAUAAAAUAUUCCUAUUCCAAGGCAAUUUACAAUCUAGAUGAAUAGGAGGGGUGGGAAACAGGAGAUGGAGGACUAAAAAGAUGCAUUGUAACACCUGAGAUGACCACAUUUAUUAAGUGGAAUGUUAGAGUUGAGUGGCAAACUCAACUUUUAGGCAUAUUUGGGGGGGAGACAAGAACCUUUUACUUUGGGGGGGGAAAAGCCACGGUGAGCAGAAGUUGGUGGCACUCUAAACACCAUAACCUGCUUGCUGUAGUGAUUAUGGUGUUCCUGGAUCUGUCACCUGAAUGAGUCAAACCAUUUUUUUUGAAUAGUUUGACCCUUACCUUGGCUUUCUGGGUGCCCUUGGUCUGGUCGCUAGAUAUCUGUAAAGUGGAAGCUGCUACUUGGUGACAUCUAGAUCUUGUUUGGAUGGAAUUAAUUUGUUGAGAGACCAGUCCCAAUAAGGACAAAUGGAUAUCUAUUGUGGAAGUAGGAACAUCAGUGUUUUUUUAGGUAUAUCUGAAUUGGGGCCUGAUUACUAGCACCCAGUUAAAUGUCAAAACACUAAAAAUAAAUUAAUAAUCUCACUCUUACUCUGAGCUCCUGGCACUUAAACGUUAUGUAAUGGUGAUUAGACUGUUCCUUUAAAUACCUUAGCAAGGCUAAGAGGAAGAAGUUUCAUUUACUGUGUGGUUCUGAAACGUAGGUUUCGCUUCCGUCACAUGGGUCACUAGUUAAAAGGCUCUUGUGCUUGUGACAGGACAGUUUUUCCACUAGACUAGUGUAAUCAGUUAAUAAACCUAGCGUUCUGUGUGCAGCAGCUGUUGGGAAAGGGAGUACCGUAUGUUCACUGUCAUUUUACUGGCAAGUGUUUGUUUUGAAUACAAUUCACAAACCACACUGGUGGUUUGUUUACUAAAUAUGCUUAUUUUCUUUUUUUUUUUUCAGAGAGAAAUGA
This is a messenger RNA of Pelobates cultripes (western spadefoot toad), 24082 nucleotides long. The record is from the annotation of a GenBank genome assembly. NCBI's taxonomy places the organism in Eukaryota, Metazoa, Chordata, Amphibia, Anura, Pelobatidae.